This is a messenger RNA of Wickerhamiella sorbophila, 4761 nucleotides long. RefSeq names its product rRNA biogenesis protein rrp5. The coding region runs from base 1 to 4761 and encodes 1586 amino acids. Gene Ontology annotation, cellular component: nucleolus; small-subunit processome. Lineage: Eukaryota; Fungi; Ascomycota; Dipodascomycetes; Dipodascales; Trichomonascaceae. The record is from RefSeq and is a predicted model, not a curated record. Gene Ontology annotation, biological process: rRNA processing. Gene Ontology annotation, molecular function: protein binding; RNA binding. The transcript has a single exon.
AUGGCGUCAAAAAGAAAGAGAAGUAGCAACGGCGAGUCAGACACACCCUCGCUGUUGAAGGAGGACGAUGGCCCGGCAUUCGCUCGUCUGGAUGCCCCUUUCCCUCGCGGGGGUGGUGCCGCAGCUACGCCAUUGGAUAUCAAGCGAGCCAAUGCAGAGGCUACUCGCGAUGUGUACAAUCAAAUGAGCAAGUCUUCAGGCUCGAAAAGUAAAAAGUCCAAGAAGGCUGCCGCUCUUGCCGCCAGUAAAUCAAUGGAAAUGGCUAAGCCCAAAAUCGAGCCCCUGCUGUUCAACCGUAUCAAAGUGGGUACCCUGCUCCUUGGCCAGGUGUCCGAGAUCAAGCCCUUCGGUUUGGUUAUUUCGCUUCCUUCAAAUCUCGUUGGAUUCGUCGAACUUGAGGAAGUAGAGGAAAUCCAAGACGACCCUGCGACCUAUUACAAGGAGGGACAAUGGCUCCGGGCGGUGGUCACAGGCCUUGGUGAGGCCCCUCGAAAGCGCAUUGAAUUGAGCAUUUCGCCAGAUCUGGUUAACCAGACCAUUGGCGAGGAUGAUUUCUUGAUCCCGAGUGCUUCCAUCCAAGCUACUGUAAAAUCCUUGGAGGAUCAUGGUGCGAUCCUGUCCCUUGGUGAGAACAGCAAGCUGUCUGCUUUCUUGCCCAACAAGCACCAGCUUGAACCUUUGAGUGCAGGUCAGAUAGUCUUGACUUCUCUCGUAAAGGCCAAAAACAACCUGCUAACCGUUUCUACAAAACCCACGGCCCCGUUGGCUACCAUCCACCAACAAGCUGCGCUUGUUCCUGGCAGUCUUGUGGAAGUUCUGGUUAGCGAGGUCUUAUCCUCAGGAUGCGUUUGCUCUAUAUUCGGUCAUAUCAACAUUUCCGCCGAUGUGAUCCACUCUCAGUUGCAUGUCGAUCCACCUGUAGUGGGUGACAAGGUUAAUGCUCGUAUUGUUUUCAGCCAUCCUUCGGACAACAUUGGAGAGUCUGACAGAACCUUAGGGCUGUCUCUUCUCCCCAAUAUCGUUGAAUUGCUCAAACCUGCAGACUCUAGCGCUUUUCUCUCUGGACAGAUUCUUGAUGCAGCCAAAGUGGUGGCCGUUGAUCCCACAGUGGGCCUCUUUCUUGAUAUUGGGCUGGAACGCCCUGCUUUUGCACAUAUCUCCAGGUUGUCGGAUGAUCGGAUCGAGGAUCUGAGCGUGGAGUCUAGCUACAAAGUUGGUACCGUACACAAGGCCCGCAUCCUCAGCUAUUCAUUGGCAGACGAUAUUUAUUAUCUUUCACUCGAGCCCAAGAUCCUCAACCAGCGGUUCUUGCGUUUGGAACAAGUACCAGUUGGAGAAGUCAUCGAUGACGCCAAGGUGGAGCGCAUCCUCCCCAAGGGCGCAGUGAUUAUCUCUCUUGGUGACGGGAUUAGCGGGUUGGCAUCAGAAUUCCAUCUGAGUGAUAUCAAGCUGUCUCAGCCUGAGCGUAAGUUUAAGCCCGGCCAAAAAGUGACCGUGAGAGUGCUUGCCGUCGACAAGGCCCACCAUCGUAUUAAGCUCACUGUCAAAAAGUCUUUAAUCAACAGCGAGACACCAAUUUUAUCAGAUCUUGCAGACAUCAAAAUUGGUGAUACGUCUACUGGAACGCUCAUCGCUUUCAGGGACAAUGGUGCAAUCGUAGAGUUUGGAGGUGAUGUGAAAGGGUUUCUGCCACUCGGAGAGAUGAGCGAGGCGACCAUUUCUAACCCCAAGGAACAUUUCCGUCUUGGGCAGAGCCUUACUGUUCGCAUCUUGGAUGUUGAUUCAUCUCGUAGCCGGCUCGUCCUUUCUUGCCGUAAGUUUACUGGCGGCAACACUUCUACAAGCACUCCUGGCGAGGUCUUGAGUGGGAUUGUCUCUGAAAAAACAAAGGACUCUAUCGUUUUGGAACUUGUUACUGGCGAAAAAGCCAUUCUUGCUUUCACACAGUUGGUCGAUGAUUCUACAAAGGUUAAAAGUGAGUCUAAGAGAAUUAAAGUUGGCUCAAAACUAGAUGUGGUCAUCCUCAGUCAAUCUUCCAAGGGCACGGUAGUUUCGUUGAAGCCCUCCCUGGUCGAAGCCGCCACUGCGGGCUCUCUCGCCAUGUCGCUGGAUGAUCUAGAGGUUGGCAAAAAGUACGCGGGCUUCGUCAGCGGCAUCAACGAGGAAGUUGGUAUUUUCGUUACGUUUGCGAACAAGCUUGUUGGGUUGGUUCCCAAGAUUGAGGUCCAGCAACAGGUGCUCAGUGUGGGCCAGUCUGUUUCUCCCCGUGUACUGAAAAUCGACAGGGAUAAUAACAGGUUUUUGCUUACUUUCAAAGAGACUCAUUCAAUUGGGGAAGAAGCUGUCAACGUUGCUCCUGGAACUGUUGUCACUGCUGUGAUCAAAGCUAUCAAGGAGACGCAACUAAAUGUUCAGGUUGGUAAUCGUCAGGGCCGCAUUGACGUUUCACAGUUAUUCGAUGAUAUUAGCGAGAUUGAUGAUGUGCGUAAUCCGUUGUCCCAAUUUUCCAAAGAUCAAACCAUCACGGCAAAGAUUGUCGGCUCGCAUGAUGCUAGAACACAUAUGUUCCUACCGAUUUCGCAUCGCACAGGAUCUCACGUUGUUUUGGAGCUUUCCGCCAAAAGCUCGAUCGUGAAUGGAACCACCAAGCCAAUUACUGUGGAAGCACUGAAUCGUGGUGAUACAUGCUUAGUUUUUAUCAACAAUAUCACCGAGGACGCCGUUUGGGCUAACGUUACACCGAGCAUCCGUACAAAGAUUUCAAUGUUGGAUCUGACCAGCGAUGAAGACAGCUUGAACAAUAUUUCGAACUCGUUUUCGGUGGGUCAAGCAUUGGAGUGCAAGGUUGUCUCAAAUACCCCCCAGUUGGUUCUGACUUGUCUCGACAAUCAAGAAAGCAGCUUGGUUCUUGUUCAUCGUGUUACACCAACUCGUUUGUUUGUACGUCUUUCAGGGUUCAGAAAUGGUAUCGUAUCUGCUACAGAGUCCGGUGAUACCUUUAAGCCCCUCGAAACCUUCAAAGAAGGAACCAUUCUAAAAAGCAAAAAGAUUGUUACCGACGAUGAUGGCAAAAUUUGGGUUUCCCUUAGGGAUACUCCCUCCCUAGAGGAUUCUUCGGAAGUCAAUGAGGGCGAUUUGCUCCAGGGUUAUAUCAAGAACAUUAGUGACGGUGGUGUCUUUAUUGAACUUGCACGUAACGUGGUUGGUCGAGUCCAGAUUUCUCAGCUCUCUGACUCUUACCUCAAGGAUUGGAAAAAGCACUUUAAGAUUGGCCAAAUCGUGAAGGGCAAAGUCAUCUCUAAAAAGAACGGUCGAAUUGAACUUUCCCUGAAAGAUAGCACUGUCAGCGGCAAAGCUAUCAGCCAGCCGGGCCUGGAUAGCCUAGAAGUUGGUUCUGUUACCGAUGGUACCGUUAGAAAAGUGCAAGAGUAUGGCGUUUUCAUUACAAUCGGCCAAACAGGACUUUCUGGGCUUUGCCACCGAUCUGAGGUUGCAGACAGACCUAUUGCAGAUCUUAAGGCUAUUUUCAGUGAAGGAGAUAAAGUCAAGGUGAAAGUGCUGAAUGUCGACUUGGAUAAGCGCAAAGUUUCGUUAGGAAUGAAGGCAUCAUAUUUUGAUGAUGAGGACGAAGUUGAUGCGCAAAUGGCGGACACCGGAGACAGUGCGGAUGAAGACAUGGCAGACGUCCGCGACAUCGACGACGAUUCUGACGAGAUCAACCUUGGUUCCGACGACGAUUCCGAUGAAGAGAGUGGAGAUGAUGACGCUAGUGACGAAGAAACUGAAGAACCUGGAUUGAGUGUUGGUUUCGACUGGUCCGGGGAUAUCUUGAACCAGCAAGCACAGAGCGAAGACGAAAGCGAGAGCAGUGAUGAUGAUGCACCCCGGCGAAAACGCAAGAAGGUCGAGUUUGUGGAAGAUCAAACUGCCAAGCUAAACUCUCGUCUUCCUCAAAAUUCCAAAGACUUUGAGCGCUUGUUGGUCUCUGAACCCAACAGCUCUGUGUUGUGGAUGAACUACAUGGCAUUCCAGUUGCAGCUCAGUGAAAUUGAUACAGCGCGGCAGAUCGCUCGCCGUGCUUUAAAAACAAUUGCUCAGCGGGAAGAGGAUGAGAAAUUCAACAUCUGGAUUGCAUUGUUGAACCUUGAAAACAGUUUCGGUACCCCUGAGACUGUCCAGGAUGUGUUCCGUGAAGCUUGUCAGUAUAUGGAUUCACGCUUGAUUCACCUCCGAAUGGCUGCAAUUUACGCUGCGAGCGAGGAUAAGCUAGAAGACGCUAAGCGUGUUUAUAACGCCGCUUGCAAGCGCUUUGGAUCUGAGGAUGUCCAAGUUUGGGCUGAAUAUCUCCGCUUUUUAUUCGCCAAUAGAAUUGCCGAGGAAGCGCGAUCUGUUCUGGAUCGGGCACUUCGUCAGCUUCCAAGGCGUGAGCAUAAGGACAUUUCACUACAAGUGGCCAAGCAUGAAUUCCAGGAAGGAGAUGCGGAGCGUGGUCGCACACUGUUCGAAGGACUGGUGACAAGCUAUCCUAAAAAGAUUGAUUUAUGGAGUGUUUACAUUGACCAGGAAACGAAGCAUGACCCAACGAGCCGUAAGCUCAUUGAGAAUCUUUACGAGCGUGUGUUCGAGAGAAAGCUCUCGAUGAAGCAGGCCAAGUUCUUCUUCAAGAAAUGGCUUUCAUUUGAAGUUGAACACGGUGAUCAGCGUGGUGCCGAUUAUGUCAAGGCUAAGGCUGCGAAAUUUGUGCAACAGGAAAAUAUAUAA